Daucus carota subsp. sativus is the source of this 1366-nucleotide messenger RNA. Its product is annotated as flavone synthase. Lineage: Eukaryota; Viridiplantae; Streptophyta; Magnoliopsida; Apiales; Apiaceae. Bases 25 to 1098 code for a protein of 357 amino acids. The transcript has 3 exons. The record is from RefSeq and is a predicted model, not a curated record.
UGAUGUAAUGUCAAACCAGCAAGAAUGGCUCCUAUUACUAUUUCUGCAUUACCCCAGGAGAAAACAUUACACCCUGAUUUCGUCCGGGAUGAAGACGAGCGUCCCAAAGUUGCCUACAAUCAGUUCAGCAACGAAAUUCCAGUUAUUUCUUUAGCUGGUAUUAAUGAUGAUUUGAAUGGCAGAAGGCCUGAGGUGUGUCGUAAAAUAGUCGAGGCCUUUGAAGACUGGGGCAUUUUCCAGGUAGUUGAUCACGGUAUUGACAGCACUUUGAUUUCUGAAAUGUAUCGUCUUUCUCGUGAGUUCUUUGCUUUGCCUGCUGAGGAAAAGCUCAGGUAUGAUCCCACCGGUGGUAAGAAAGGCGGCUAUAUUGUCUCCACUCAUCUCAAGGGUGACAGCGCAAUGGACUGGCGCGAGUUUAUAGUUUGUUUGACGUACCCAAUCAGUGGUCGGGACUACUCCCGAUGGCCUGAUAAGCCCGAGAGAUGGAGGUCCAUCACAGAAGACUACAGUGAGAAGUUACAAGUGCUAGGUGCCAAGUUACUAGAAGUGUUAUCAGAGGCCAUGGGGCUUGAGAAAGAGGCUAUUGCAGAGGCCUGCGUGAAUAUGGAACAGAAAAUGAUAAUUAAUUACUAUCCCCCGUGCCCUGAACCCGACUUGACACUUGGAUGCAGAAGGCAUACGGAUCCAGGUUCUAUUACCCUUUUGCUUCAGGAUCAGGUUGGUGGAUUACAGGCCACUCGGGAUGGUGGCAAAACUUGGAUUACUGUUAAGCCUGUGGAAGGAGCUUUUGUUGUCAAUCUGGGAGAUUAUGGUCACUAUUUGAGCAAUGGGAGGUUCAAAAGUGCUGAUCACCAAGCAGUAGUGAAUUCAACCUAUACCAGAAUGUCUAUCGCAACUCUCCAGUACCCAGCACCGGAUGCAAUAGUUUAUCCGCUAAAGAUCAGGGAGGGAGAGAAGCCAAUUGUGGACGAGGCUAUCACAUUUGCUGAGAUGUAUAAGAGAAACAUGAGUAAGCCUGGUGAGGAGGCUGCCCUCAGGAAAUUGGCUAAAGAGAAGCGAUUGCAAGAGGAGAAGGCCAAGUUGGAGAUGAAACCUUAGAGGCAGGAGCCCAGUUUAACCCCUACUAUUAUCUAAGUCACAAUAUAUUCUAUGUAAGUAAUGAAUAAUGUCGUCGUGAUAUUCGAUGUCUAAAUAAUGCACACGUCGGGGUUGAGUGGGGUGUCUGUAAUCUUCUGCUGUACUCAGGUGUUUUAGUGUGUUUCCCCUGUUCUCUGUCUUGCUGCAGGGUAGCUUUGCAGGGGUUCUGCUGCAGUGUUUCUGUUUGGCCCUAUACUAUUAUAUAAAUAAACCCUAAUUAUGAGUAUAA